Messenger RNA from Lineus longissimus, 3511 nucleotides. Its product is annotated as vasculin-like. Lineage: Eukaryota; Metazoa; Nemertea; Pilidiophora; Heteronemertea; Lineidae. Gene Ontology annotation, molecular function: DNA binding; RNA binding. Gene Ontology annotation, biological process: DNA-templated transcription; positive regulation of DNA-templated transcription. The record is from RefSeq and is a predicted model, not a curated record. Gene Ontology annotation, cellular component: nucleus. The coding region runs from base 1186 to 2451 and encodes 421 amino acids. The transcript is spliced from 12 exons.
UUUACGUAUUUACAUGCCAAUUUUCAAUCAAAGAUAAAGUCCUAAAUACACCCUUUUACUGGAUGACAUGCAAUAAAAUACCCGUGCUCUAAAAAGAAAAACACUCCAAGAUACUACCCUUUGUAUGUUGAUAUGUUUGUAAUGUAGGACCAGACAGGGGAGCAUCAACUGGAUUCAUUUAGUGUUUUUCAUUUGGAUAAUUAUGCUGGAAUGGAGAGGUCAUUUAUUUGAUUGGAUAUUGCACUGAGAUGGGAAAUACACUCUGGAUAAUUCUCUGAAACGGGUGGUGACUGUGUUGGUGUCAGUCCCGGUGUCACUAUGACUAUGUUCAGAUAGCCCAUAGCAAACCUAACUUCAAACUUGCUCAACCUGUGUCAAUCACAGAAUCGAAUUCGGGCCAUAUUUUCUGCGUGAACAGAAAAUGAGAACAGGCUUGAUAUUCCCAAUAAUUUCUGGAGGUUUAUCCUAGCAGAAACUGACUUUAGAGCUUAUCUUUUUGAAAUGCUAUUACAGAGGUUUUGUCCUAUGUAGCGAUACGCCUCCUGGGCUGUCCAUAGCAGCCUGUUAGAAACUGUUGUACAUAGUCUAUUAUUAUGUUCUGUCUCAGGGUUAGUUGAUGUAGUACGCGUUCAAAUUUGUUGGUUCGAAUGUGUGUGUGCGAAAAAGAAGAGAAGUUGUGGUCUAAUGUGCUUCACUUCAAAAGGAUAGAUACUACUACUACUGGUAGAUUUCUUUUCUGUCUGUGAAGAGAUUUUGAUUUGAGUGAGACUUUUUGAUCCUGUGCCUUUCCCGGUGACGAUUCUAAAAUCACCUGAGGUAGCAAUGGAAUUUGCAGUCAUACUAUGAUUUAUAAUAUCAAUACUAUUACUGCCAUGAUUCAGUGGGACAUUAGUCAAAUCAGUCAGAGGACCUUAUGAUACGGAAAAUUGCGGUGCAGAUGCAGGUGGAGAUGAAUAGGACAAGAUAAAGAAUCGCAUCAUACGUGUUGUGUGUAGACUUUUAUCCAGGAGUGGAUUAACUAACAACAUUGUACUUGUACUCGGUUGAACGACAAAUUGGCAGCAGCAGUUUAGUGGAUGUGCUAGUUCUGUGCUGUGAUUUGUAGGCAACGUAUACAUUUAAGAGCAACUGUAGGAGAUUCAACUUUCAUUUGUUCUUGCAUGUCACUAUGUUCUAGUGGCCCCUAUGGCUUCCAGCAAGGCGCCAAAUCAUGACUUUGCACCAGCUUGGCUGAAGAUACCACCUAACGACAAUAGGCCAUCUGGUGGCAAUCAUAGUGAACGAUGGCAACACAGUCGUAAAGAUGACUCUCAUGGCAGCUAUAACAAAUAUGUUCAAGACUACGUGUACGGACCUUUACCAAGACAGCGAUCAUUUGAAAGCUAUGAUGAUGGCCAUAGACCUCCCGGUCCAACCAAACAGCGGCACCACUCCAUCGACGAUGACUAUUACAACCAGAUGGCAUAUGCAGGUUAUUACAAUGGCUACUACAAUAAUGAAAAUUAUGGCAGCCAUUACCGCUCACAACCGAUGCUGUACCGUCCAGGACCUAGGGAGGGCAAAUAUCAGCAUCCACAUUCUAGAUAUGGACAACAGGUGAAUGGGGGAUUUUCUCCAAACUACUAUGACUAUCAGUAUGACUUCUAUGGAGAUUACUACAAUCCUUACAAUGAGAGGACGGACAAACAGACAAAUGGAAAACAACGCGAUCCUCGCAAGGAACGGCGGCAGUCUGGCGACCUAUCAAAACCCAAGUUGGAUCAGGAUGACGACUUCCCAUCAUUGAAUGGUGAUGUUAUUGAAGGAGAAAAGUCUGGCCAGCAGGGAACGGUUUCUGGAAAUAGUGCCUGGGAAAAUCCACCCAAAGUCCAGAACAAUAUGUCCGACAGUAGGCAGAGUUCCCCAGAUAUUCAAAGCCGUGAGGAAACCAAUGACAAGAAUAGCAGUUCCAUGUACAAAGCUGUGGUUAGUAAGGCAACCCUUUCCAAGAAGAUACAAAAUCGAGAUUCUCCAAAAAUGAAUGGACAGGUGCAACGUGACAAGAAGACUGAGAUACUGCAGAAUAUGCGUAAGAGGGGAAGCCCUGACAUCAACAGCAAUGAUAAGGCACAUCAUGAAAACGGUGAUGGGAAGGAAGAUCUCCGUAGCUCGAUGGAGACUUUGAAGAUAGAUGAAUCUGGCACGGAUCUCCUUUCAAGUUCAUUAGAAGCUGAACAGCGUCUUUUGCGCGAGAUGGGAUGGAAGGAUGAGGAUGACGAGGAGUAUGUUAUCACGGAGGAUGAUAUGAAGGAGUUCAAGAAUUUAUCAGAACAGAUGAAACAGAAUGGUGUUGCCAAACCAACUCUACCAAAAUCCUGGAGUCCCAAGCAUUUAAAUAGUUACGAUAUUCUGCAUGCAGAAGCCGAACUCAAUGACACGUUGUCUAGUGAUUCUGAAUCGGAUAUUGACUAAAGUGUGACAUAUGCAAUGACAACCACAACUUAUUGUUGACGCAAUAGUUCCCCGGAGCGAUGGACUCUUUUAUUGCUACAUGUGAGUUAUGUACAGUGAUGCCGGAAGACUGGGAUUGGACCGUCGGUGUCAGUGAAGUUCAUCUCCCAUGGUAGGGAGGCAUGUGAUUCUUUGUGAUUAUGUUUUCAGAUAAGGCCACAUCUUUUGUAUAUCUUGGUUUACUGGAACAAGUGCCUAAAACUUUUAAAAGUACUACAAAUAUCAUUGAGACAAAUAUUAGAAGUGAAAUUGUUACAAGGCACUUUCACAAUUCCUCUGUAUGUAUUUUAGACUAUCUAUUUAGAAGUAUCAUUUUAGCAUUGUUAAGUUGAUUUGUAACCUGAACGUAUUAGAAUAUUCCUUAGCGAGUAUGAAGCUUAAAAACCUCGGAAUUCAAAUGUUACUUUUCCCAACACUGUUAUGCUUUUGAAGUCCCAAAAUUCAAGUUGACUUUCCCGUAAACCAAGAAAUAAAAACCAUGUGACCACAUGGCUCUUGUUGAGUAACCAGCGAUUUAGUUUAUGACAGAUGGUUCAAGAAGCUUUGUAUUGCAGUUCAGUGGAUUAUUUGUUUUCUUUGUGUAAGCUUGGGGCGUGCACACUUGUUAGGGACAAGAGCAUUCUUUGAUACGAAAAGGACCCUGUUCUUUCUGUGUUGAUCUUCUGCUUGUAAUCCAAAUGAAUUUACGAGGACUGUGGCCAAUUGUUUGAUAGUAAUGGUGCAAGACCUCCUGUAUAAGGAUUAAUAAUACUCGGAGCUAAUUGAAAUCUGCUGGAGUAAGACUACCAGUGUCCAAUCAUUACAUGGACUCAAAGAGCCACCCCAUACUACAGAAGGGAUUUACUACAUGUAUGAAAUAACAUGCACCUUCGACAAAUCAUGAUCUGGUCAAAUUGGGCUCAUUCAUUAUCAGUAGAUUUUAGUUUUGAGGAGGCAUUGGCCACAAUCCUUCAGAAGCAACUUGCUGUUGAUAUGUGUCAUAAAACAUUUUCCGAAAUAUCAUGUUCUGUAUUAAUUGCAA